Messenger RNA from Tribolium castaneum (red flour beetle), 1776 nucleotides. RefSeq names its product fumble (gene fbl). The coding region runs from base 232 to 1446 and encodes 404 amino acids. Gene Ontology annotation, molecular function: ATP binding; pantothenate kinase activity. Gene Ontology annotation, biological process: coenzyme A biosynthetic process. Lineage: Eukaryota; Metazoa; Arthropoda; Insecta; Coleoptera; Tenebrionidae. Gene Ontology annotation, cellular component: cytosol; nucleus. The transcript is spliced from 9 exons. The record is from RefSeq and is a predicted model, not a curated record.
GUUUUUGAGGUCGUUGUUAAAGUAGAUUUCUGUUGUGAAACGUCACAUUUUGCAAACGUCAAAUUGUAUGUCAUGACUUGGCGUGUGGGUUUUCGCACUUUAUUUCGCGUUUUUAUUCAUUUGUGAAACACCAGCAAAACACAUAUUUCACCGUCGAGUGUAGUGUCAUUUUACUUUGCUUCAAAAUCGGCCAAAACGAUACAAAAAUGAUGGAAGAGGUCGUACAUUACAAUGGCCCCUCACAGCUGUAAACUUUACUUAAGUGAUAUUAUCGCGACAAUGGCCGAAGACAAUAGAAAAGUCUCAAUGGAAGUUAAUGGGGUGAGCGAAAACGGCUUCACAGACGCUCCCUCGAUGCCGUGGUUUGGAAUGGACAUUGGCGGCAGUUUAUGCAAGUUGGUCUAUUUCGAACCGAAAGACAUCACCAAAGACGAGGCCGAUUCCGAAGUGGAAACCCUACGCAACAUCCGGAGAUAUCUAACAAAAAACUCAGCAUAUGGGAAAACCGGCCAUCGAGACACCCACUUACAGAUGGACGAUGUUUACAUUCGGGGCAGGAGAGGCACUUUGCACUUUAUUCGGUUUCCGUCGAGCGAAAUGGUCAACUUUUUGGCUUUGGCCAAGUCCAAAGGCAUGGCCAACUUGGUUACGACGGUUUGUGCGACGGGAGGGGGCGCUUUCAAGUUUGAGGAGGACUUCAGAAGGGAAGUUAACAUGAAGUUGGAAAAAUUUGACGAGUUCGAUUCGCUUUUGAAGGGCUUGCAGUUCGCAGACGCCCAGAACCCGUCCGAGUGUUACUAUUGGGCGAAUCCGACCGACGAUGCUUGCUGUUCUAAAGUCAAAUACGACUUCUCGAAUCCGUACCCGUUUCUGAUUGUCAAUAUCGGGUCAGGUGUUAGCGUUUUGGCCGUCUAUUCGGCCACCGAUUACAAGAGGAUCUCAGGGACAAGUUUGGGCGGAGGCACUUUUUUGGGCCUUUGCUGUCUGUUGACUGGUUGCAAUACGUUCGAAGAGGCGAUACAGUUGGCUGCAGAAGGUGAUAACACACGAGUUGAUAAGCUGGUGCGUGAUAUAUACGGUGGUGACUACGAACGGUUUGGGUUACCGGGAGAUUUGGUCGCUAGCAGUUUCUCGGGCUUUAGCUUUGGGCAAAUGAACUCUCGCGAGAAGCGCAGCAAAGUCAGUCGACAGGAUCUAGCGAGGGCUACGUUAGUGACCAUCACUAACAACAUCGGGUCUAUUGCUAGGAUGUGUGCUAUUCAGGAGAAAAUUGACAGGGUCGUUUUUAUGGGCAAUUUCCUGCGAGUAAACCCCAUCGCCAUGAAACUGCUGGCAUACGCCAUGAACUACUGGUCCAAGGGAACAAUGAAAGCCCUGUUUCUGGAACACGAAGGCUACUUUGGUGCUAUUGGUUGUCUCCUUCAAUUUCACGAGGCCAAAAGAUGAAUUAUAAACAUUCCAGUGAAAGGUGUUGGAGUUUAGUACAAAAUAAAACAAUGUUGGACAUUUUUAGCAAAUGAGGUUAAUUCUUGGCGUUUUAUUGUAGAUUUUGUACACUGCUUUUAUAAAAAUAGUACGUAUGUUUGAAGGUGUAGAUUUUUUUAAUGUAUGGUUUUUCUACAUUUUUUAAAUAAACUUGAUAAGUGAGAACUUGGUGUAGGCUCAUCGGUACGUGAAAUGACGCACAUGUUUUAUUUCAAAGGCACAUGAAACUAUUAUUAAAUUAUUUAUUGAUGGAAAUCUAAACAGAGUAUGUGAAAUAUAUUAUUUUAUUUA